Hymenoscyphus albidus is the source of this 2000-nucleotide messenger RNA. The record is from the annotation of a GenBank genome assembly. NCBI's taxonomy places the organism in Eukaryota, Fungi, Ascomycota, Leotiomycetes, Helotiales, Helotiaceae.
UUCCCCUUCCCCUACCCCUGGUCUAACAGGCCAAAAAUCCACUAGUGCCUCGGGCCUGCCAACAAUUAUAAACGUCCUUCUCUCUUCCUCCCCCCUCUCCUCUUCUUCUUCCUCCACGACACUCUUUCCCACCAAAACCACCAACAAUGGCCACUCUCUCGACUCAGCCAGCUAGUAUGGCAAAGCCGUCAGAGGCUCCCGUCCGGGCCACCAAAAAAUAUGAUACCAAGAAAGCACAUAUCGCCGACGAGGCCAUCACCAGAGCCAACUGGUACAAACACGUCAAUUGGCUCAAUGUCACCCUCAUUGUGGGAGUUCCCAUCUACGGAAUGAUUGCCGCCUACUCCACUCCUCUCUACUGGAAAACCGCCCUCUUUGCCUUUGCCUAUUACUUCAUGACUGGUUUGGGAAUUACCGGAGGUGUGUCAUAUUCUCACGACGAGCAAUGUUUUUUCCGUAGCUAACAUUUCAACCCGCAGGUUACCACCGCCUUUGGGCACACACCUCAUACUCGGCUCGCCUUCCUCUCAAAAUCUUCCUCGCUGCCGUCGGUGCUGGUGCCGUCCAAGGCUCAAUCCGAUGGUGGUCAAGAGAUCACCGAGCUCAUCACAGAUACACCGAUACCGACAAGGACCCAUAUUCCGUUCGAAAAGGACUCCUCUACUCGCAUUUCGGAUGGAUGAUCAUGAAGCAGAACCCAAAGCGUAUUGGCCGUACCGAUAUCUCCGAUUUGAACGAUGACCCCGUCGUCGUCUGGCAACACCGAAACUAUAUCAAGUGCGUCAUCUUUAUGGGCAUGAUCUUUCCUUGCUUGGUCACUGGUCUCGGAUGGGGAGACUGGAAAGGAGGAUUUAUCUACGCUGGUAUUCUCCGAAUCUUCGUCGUGCAACAAGCCACCUUCUGCGUCAACUCUUUGGCCCAUUGGCUCGGUGAUCAACCUUUCGAUGACCGCAACUCUCCUCGUGACCACGUUAUCACCGCUCUCGUCACUCUUGGAGAGGGUUAUCACAACUUCCAUCACGAGUUCCCAUCCGAUUACCGAAACGCUAUCGAAUGGCAUCAAUAUGACCCUACCAAGUGGUCUAUCUGGAUCUGGAAGCAACUUGGCCUCGCCUACGAUCUGAAGCAAUUCAAAUCAAACGAGAUUGAGAAGGGUCGUCUCCAACAAUUGCAAAAGAAGCUCGACCAAAAGAGACAAACACUUGAUUGGGGUAUCCCUCUCGAGCAAUUGCCAAUCAUCGACUGGGAAUCUUACCAAGCCGAGGCCAAGAAUGGCCGUGCUCUGGUUGCAGUUGCUGGUGUUGUUCACGACGUCACGGAUUUCAUCAAGGACCACCCAGGUGGGAAGGCCUUGAUCACAUCUGGUAUCGGAAAAGACGCCACCGCCAUCUUCAAUGGAGGUGUCUACAACCAUUCCAACGCCGCUCACAACUUGCUGUCAACAAUGAGAGUUGGUGUUCUACGAGGAGGUUGUGAGGUUGAGAUCUGGAAAAGAGCUCAACGCGAGAACAAGGACAUCUCAUUCGUCAGUGACUCAGCAGGCAAGAAGAUUAUUCGUGCUGGCAGCCAGGUUACUCGUAUUGCAGAGCCUGUUGCGUCUGCAGAUGCAGCAUAGAUUCUCUUUCUCUGUUAUUGCGUAUAAUUUUAAUGAGCUGAUGACCCCGGGGUCGGGUCCCAGGGGGAAACAAAAUUGUCGUUUUUGGUUUUGUGAGCGUGUUCAAUAGAUCAAGGGGUGGCGUUAUAUGGAUGGGAAAGACUACUUCUUUUUUUCACGAAAUCAGGACGGGGGGGUUUUAUGAUUCGAGCAUUCGCUGUGUAUUUGGUACUUAAUCCAAGCCAUAUUGUUGUGUGCAUGCAUGGGUUGGGAUGGACAUUGGCUGGCACACAUGGCUUUUUCCAGAUUCCAAAGACAAGACAGACAGACAUGUGCUCUCUUACUCCCUUUUUUAGAAUCAAUGGGAGCUACAGAAAUACAAAUAAAGAUGAUACUCCUACCUAAA